Molecule: messenger RNA, 3210 nt
Organism: Arachis stenosperma
Lineage: Eukaryota; Viridiplantae; Streptophyta; Magnoliopsida; Fabales; Fabaceae
Exons: 4
Coding region: 1-3210 (1069 amino acids)
Molecular function (GO): nucleic acid binding
Source: RefSeq, a predicted model, not a curated record
AUGCAGAAUCAGAAUGCUGCCAUCAAGAAACUAGAGACACAAAUUGGUUAUCUAUUCAAGCAGCUUUCUAACCACAACUUCUGCAAUAAUAACAAUUCAAGCAAAGAGGAGGAGUGUCAAGCUAUAACACUUAGAAGUGGAAAGGAACUUAAGAAACUCUCCCAAAAACCACAAGAAGAAGGCUCAACUGAAAAGGAAGAAGAGCAAGAUGGAGUUAAAACUCCCACUUCAAGUCCACAAAAAGAAAAAGGGAUGCCAAAAUUGAACAUCUCAAGAGCUCCAUAUCCUCAGCAAUUGAAGAAAAAGGAAGAUGACAACCAGUUCGUGAGAUUCUUGGAAAUAUUUAAGAAACUACAAAUCAACAUACCCUUUGCUGAAGCAAUAGAACAAAUGCCACUCUAUGCCAAGUUCCUGAAGGAGCUGAUGACUAAGAAGAGAAGCUUGAAGAACAAUGAGACUGUGAUACUAACUGAAGAAUGUAGUGCCAUCAUCCAGCACAAACUACCCCAGAAGUUGAAGGAUCCUGGGAGCUUUCAGAUCCCUUGUAUUAUAGGGGAAAUCACAGUAGAGAAGGCCCUUUGUGACUUAGGAGCCAGCAUCAAUUUGAUGUCAGUAGCAAUGAUAAGGAAGAUGAAGAUCGAGGAGGCUAAACCAACAAAAAUGGCCUUACAACUGGCAGAUCGAUCGUUCAAAUUCCCUCAUGGCAUAGUAGAGGAUUUGUUGGUGAAAGUAGGAGACUUCAUAUUCCCGGCAGAUUUUGUAGUGUUGGACAUGCAGGAGGAAGCAAAAACCUCCAUUAUUCUAGGAAGGCCGUUCUUAGCCACUGCUGGAGCUAUCAUUGAUGUCCAGAAAGGUGAUCUUACCUUGAGAUUACACAAUGAAAAGAUGGCAUUCAAUGUGUUCAAGGCCAUGAGUUAUCCACCAGAACAAUUAGGGGAAUACAUGAGGAUUGACGCGCUUGAAGAAGAAGUGCAGGAGUGUUACAAAGAAGAAGAGCAUGAAGAGCCCGAGAGAUCAAUGGAGGAGGAAUAUAUAUCAAGUGAGGAGGUUGCCACAGCAGAGAGUCACGUUCAAGAUGCACCACAGGAAGAGACUGAAAAGUCAGAAGCACCCAAGGUUGAACUUAAAGCAUUGCCACCCACUCUCAAAUAUGCAUACCUAAGAGAAAAUGAAAACUACCCAGUGAUCAUAAGCUCGUGCCUCAGCCAAGAUCAAGAGGAUAAACUGCUCAAGGUGCUACGGGAGCAUAAGGACGCCAUUGGAUGGACCCUUGCUGACCUGAAGGGAAUCAAUUCAACUAUAUACAUGCAUAAAAUACUGUUGGAAGAUGAUGCAAAACCAUUCAUUCAAUCCCAAAGGAGGCUGAACCCAAUCAUGAAGGAAGUGGUACAUAUAGAGGUUAUGAAGCUUUGGCAAGGAGGAGUAAUAUACCCGAUCUCAGAUAGCCCUUGGGUCAGCCCCGUGCAUGUUGUGCCCAAGAAGGGAGGAAUCACUGUGGUUCCCAAUGAGAGGAACGAACUGAUACCUACAAGAACCGUCACAGGAUGGCGGAUGUGCAUUGACUAUCGGAAACUCAAUGAAGCCACACGAAAGGAUCAUUUUCCUCUCCCAUUCAUGUAUCAGAUGUUGGAAAGACUUGCAGGGCAUGCUUAUUACUGUUUUCUUGAUGGAGGAAUAGUUCUUGGCCAUAAGAUUUCUAACCAAGGAAUCGAAGUGGACAGAGCUAAAGUAGAACUUAUUGAAAAGCUCCCUCCACCCAGUGAUGUCAACGCAAUUAGAAGCUUUUUAAGGCAUGCUGGCUUUUACAGAAGAUUUAUUAAAGAUUUUUUAAAAAUAGCUAAGCCCUUGAGUAAUCUCCUUGUAUCAGAUACACCAUUCAUCUUUGAUGAAACCUGCAUGUUGGCAUUUGAGCAUUUGAAAGAAAAAUUGUCCUCUGCCCCUAUCAUCUCCCCACCUGAUUGGAACUUACCCUUUGAAUUGAUGUGUGAUGCAUCUGACUUUGCAGUAGGGGUAGUGUUAGGGCAGAGGAAAAAUAACUUAGUCCAUGUAAUAUACUAUGCUAGCAAGGUCCUCAAUGAUGCUCAAAGAAAUUAUACCACUACUGAAAAGGAAUUGCUAGCCAUAGUUUUUGCAUUUGACAAGUUUAGAUCAUAUCUCAUUGGUGCUAAAGAGUUUGAUAUUGAAAUCAGAGACAAGAAGGGAGUGGAGAACAAGGUGGUAGAUCACCUAUCAAAGAUUCCUCAUGAGGAAGGGGAAACACAUGAUAUGAGUGUGAAUGAGCUCUUCCUUGAUGAGCAGUUAAUGACAGUGAACAAAGCUCCAUGGUUUGCAGACAUUGCCAACUUAAAGGCAACUGGAGCUCUACCUCCAGGGAUCAAUAAACAUCAAAAGAGGAAGCUCAUGAAUGAUGCAAAAUACUUUGUCUGGGAUGAGCCUUAUCUUUUCAAGAAGUGUUCAGAUGGAAUCCUUAGAAGAUGUGUUUCAGAAGAGGAAGGACGAGAAGUACUAUGGAAUUGCCACGGCUCAUGCUACGGAGGCCACUUUGGAGGGGACAGGACUGCAGCAAAGGUGUUACAAAGUGGAUUCUUUUGGCCCACCCUUUUCAAGGAUGCCAAAGAAUUGGUAAGGAGUUGCAAUGAAUGUCAGAGAUCUGGGAACUUGCCCAAAAGAAAUGCCAUGCCACAGAAUUUCAUUUUGGAACUGGAAGUAUUUGAUGUGUGGGGAAUAGAUUUUAUGGGACCAUUCCCAACCUCAUAUGCAAAUAAGUACAUCUUGGUAGCAGUGGAUUAUGUGUCCAAAUGGGUAGAGGCCAUUGCAACCCCAACAAAUGACAAUAAAGUGGUAGCCACACCUUACCAUCCCCAAACAAGUGGACAAACAGAGAUAUCCAACAGAGAGCUAAAGAGAAUUCUGGAGAAGACUGUAGGUGCAUCAAGAAAAGAUUGGGCGAAGAAGCUGGAUGAUGCUCUUUGGGCAUACAGGACCGCAUUCAAAACACCACUGGGAAUGUCUCCAUAUCAACUGGUUUAUGGGAAAGCUUGCCAUUUACCACUAGAAUUGGAACACAAAGCUCUCUGGGCCAUCAAGAUAUUGAACUUUGACAGCAUUGCUGCUGGUGCAAAGAGAAUCUUGCAACUGCAAGAGACAGAGGAAUUCAGGUCAAAAGCCUAUGAAAAUACUAAAAUAUAUAAGGAGAAGGCAAACAGGUGA